GUCUCCCGGCAUGCCGCGCUGCAGCGACGCUCCGCGUUGAAGAGGCGAAACUGCAGCCUCUGACCCACAUGUGGCCGGACGGCUUCAAAUCUACAGCUAUUACAAGCACAAGUGCCGAUGAAAGUUCGCGAAAAGUGCGUGUUUUUGUGCUGACGAGCGUGCUGCGUGCUCGUAUAUGACCUGAGGCCUGUGGCGGUAAGCGCGCGGAGUCUCAGAGCAGCUGUGACCUGGAGCCAAAGAUGCAAGAGGGGCCAGGAAAGGGUGGACAAAGCUUGGAGGAUGAGGCAGCCCAACGCUGUCCUAUCUGUCUGAAUCAACCCAGGCAGGCAGAUAGAGCUGUACCGGACGGCUGCACGCAUGUUUACUGCUCCGCCUGUAUUCUCCGCUGGGCGCAGAUGGUUCAGUCCUGCCCAGUGGAUCGCAGACCCAUCAGUAUGAUCUACCUGCAGGGCUCCUCGCAGCAGUGCAUCAAGCUUCCUGUGAAGGUGCCCCAGCUGUCAGAGUCGCACAUGUGCAGUGGUCAAGACGCUCAAAAGAUGUGUCAUGUCUCUGUAGAAGAGACAGAAGAAACCAAGAGACUGCAAAAGAAAAAACUUCAUGCCAAACAGAAACGCCACAAUCGAAUAUGUCACUCGGAAGCAUUUGUGAAUAAAAACAGAAAGAUGAGUGGAAACUCAUGUCAUGCUCUCCAGCGCUCUCAACAUUUUCACUCAUCACUGCCCAGCCAACAGGGUUCGACAGUCGGUACUGUGACUCAUAUCAUAACUGAAUCUGUUGAGCUUUGUGAGGAGUUGUCGGAUGACAUCCAGUGGAGGAGAUUGCAGAGGAAAAACCGAUGGUUACCUGCCUCUGCACCUGCCCCCUCAACAGGUCUACUUGGGGUAUCCCUGCGUUCACACCUGCUUCUGUCAGCUGUCUCUGCGUCUCUCAAUCUUCUGCUAUCAGAAAACUCAGUUCCUUUCGGCAGAGUUUGUGCCGUCACAUGUCCCAAAGGUGAGGAGAGAAAGGGGAGCAGAGGUUCUGGGUCAAAGAGCUCAGCAAAACCAGCAGAAGCUGUUGCGACAAGACGCUCCUCUCGUCACAGUCGCUCCGAGACUGAGGAUACUGCUGCUGAGCAAUCCCAGGCAACAGAUUCAGAUACGUCGUCUUCAACCAACCAUUCGACUACAUCACAAACCGUAAACGAAACAAGUGCUUCUUCGAGUGAGGGCCAGCAAGAGAGCAAUGAAAGAGUGAAGACAAAAGAUGAUCCAGUGGAGAGACAAGAAGAGGAGCAGAAAACCGAGCCUGAGAAUCAUGAAGAUGAUGAAGUAUUAAAGGAAGAAGAAUCAGAAGAAACGGAAGCAGACCAGGAACCUAAAGAAGAUGAGACUUCUGAUCAGGCCAAUAAUGAUCCAGAACCAGCAGAUCCAGAGCAGAAGAUGGAGAAGGCGAAUGAGAAGAGUUCGGAUGAGAAUGAAUGUGUUUUCACUGAUGCUAAUCACCAUGAAAAAGAAACGACCACAAUGGAGGAAAAGGCCAGCAUGAAUACUGUUGAUCAUGAAGACAAUCAGAAACUUUCACCCGAUGACAUGACAAAAUGUGAUGAAGUCCAAGCAGCAAAGGAGAUAGACAGUCCACCUCCUUUUGUUGCAGACCUGCAAAAGCUUGGUUCUCAAAACGUUGAACCAACAGCAUAUGCUUCAAACAAGAUCACUGACUUGGAACAUGAGUCUGAGACCACAGCAGAAAACACAGAUAAAGGUCUCGCACAAGAGUCUAGCAGCUGUCCUUCGAAGUCUCCCAACCAGCUGGAUAAUAGCACCGGUCCAUCAGAUCAACAACUCCCACAAGUUAUUGCCACCUCUUUAGAGACAAUAGACACUAAUGCAGGAACCCAUCAAGACAAUACUGACCUCAUUCCCAUGGAGUGUGAUUCACCUGCUUCCGUGAAUGAAGACCAUGUCAGACCACAUGAGAUGGUUUCCAGCGUCAACGUGCCUCAGCAGCCCAGUCGAGAGCCUGUGCACAAGUCUGAAUCAUGUAAGGAGCCGAAAGGCUCAGACAAGAGAGAUGGACGUUCACGCCGGUCACGCUUUCAUUCGGCUACGACAACCUGGUCUCCUAGCAAGGAGUCUAGAAGUGAAGGGUCACGCAGAUCAAGAUCUCGAUCAAGAGAUAGAAGCAGCAAGACCCGAUCCACGUCAAGGAGCCGUGAGCAACAAGAGGAUGAGCGAGAUGGUAGACCAAACCAUAGCAGAGAACGCAGUCGUAGUAGAGAGCGGAGUCGCAGGCGAUGCAGUCGAAGUCGUUCGAGGUCCAGAACCAGAAACCGGACCGGACGCAGGAGCCCCUCUCAGGAGCGCUUGGACCAUGGCAGCCACUCUCCUCGGAAAAGGGAGUCUUGGGGUGGGGACGGUUGGCCGUCCGGAGGUGGUGAAAGAGGUUUUCGCAAUUCAAGCUGGAGAAACAAUUCAGAGAUGCCUAGUAAUUUCAAAGGAAGAGAGCCCAACUCAUCCAACAACGGCAGCUUCCACGAAGCGUCACCAGAUCGAGGCAGAAAUGAGAAUCCAGACUGGGUGAGGACUUGGACGGAUACUGAAACCAGAGGACGUGAGCCAAGGCGAGAUGAAAAUGUGGUUGAUCCACCUACAGAGUCCUGGUCACGGGGUGGCUGGAAUGUCGAGCAGGGUCAGCGUUCGGCAGGACGUGGCAGAGGUGCACAAUGGCCAUCCAGCCAGCAGGGGGAACAAGGAGAUAAUUGGAGGCAACGUACUUCUUUCUCAGGGACAGCUAAUAACACCGAUUCAUACAGUCGGUUUAAUGAAAACAGAGUUGGAACGAAAAGAAAAGAGCCUGAGGGCUCUGAUACACCAGUGGAUCGUUCAGGGUGGUCGACGGCAUCGAGCUGGGCCGUGCGCCGGACUCUUCCUGCUGAUGUUCAGAGCUACUACUCGCGCAGGGACAGAGGCAGCAGCAACGUCUGGAACAGACAAGAGGAGGAUCAAAGUGUGCCUGGUGCCUCGAAACAAGCAGAUCCCCCUCAGAAUGAACCAAAGGCCCCACUAUCCACUGAGGCUGUCCCCCAACCCUUGCCUGCCCUGAUGCCCCAUCAGUUGGGCAUGGUAGGGGUCCUCCGUUACCCCAUGGCACCUUUGGUUCCCAGAGCUCCUGCUCCAGGCCUGCAGCCUGCUCAGUUUGGCAUGCCUCCUCCUGUAUCAGUACAUCUGCACCCAGCUGGACCUCUCCUUCAGGUCCCAUCCAUUGCUGUACAGGGGCUACCACCGCCACCCCCACCGCCUCCACCUGUGCAACAGGGGGGCUUCAUUGCACCCAACGAAGGCCACAUGCCACAGCAGAUGAUGCCUAACUUCUCGGCCCCAGGCAAACCUUCUUUCAAACCCAUGCCAACCAAAGUGGGUGCAUCCCUGCAUCACCCCACAGGGACGCUCAGUAUUGCCCAGCCAUCGUCUACCACCCCCCAGACCACCUCUCAUAGUAAGGCCCAUGCUGACAGUUCAAAGAAAGAGAAGAAGUUGCAGAUUCAGGAGCGUGCCGUCAAUGAGGUCAAAGCAGCAAUUAAGCCAUAUUAUCAAAAGAAUGAAAUCAACAAAGAGGAAUAUAAAGAGAUUGUACGCAAAGCUGUGGAAAAGGUGUGCCACAGCAAGAGUGGAGAGGUGAACUCUGAUAAGGUGGCCAACCUGGUGAAGGCGUACGUGGACAAAUACAAACGCAUUCGCAAAAACAAAUCAGAGAAGAGCUGAGACUUGCUGCUCUGCUGAAUGCACAAGUGCAAUUUCAGGUGUCACUGACUGGAGCUCUUCUUAACAUAUUUACAUACAAGAAUGAAGAUUUUUCUAGAGAUGACAUAUUUUGUUUAAUUUGGAUUUGAUAUAGUGCAAAUGCCCUUUAUUGGAUUGUGUCUCAUGGGUUUGUGUGUGGGGGGGGGUUAUGAGCUGUAAAAUGGGGUGGGUUAAGGGUUUGUAAUGUUGUUGCUUUAAUUUCAGUUUGCUUUUAAGUUUAUAGUAGCAAAAAAUGAAUAAUGAAAGCAGUGAUAUGAUUCGAGCGGUACUACUGGACUUGCCCUUUCUGUCUAUCUCUCUCUCUCUCUCUCUUUCUCAGUAGUCUUAUGGACCGCAUCAUAAGGUGUUGAUUUUCCCUUUAGAAUCAUCAAAACAAUCUGGAAUAUAUGUGCGUUAGCUUUAUUAUGCCCUGCAGAUCCCUGAAUGUGUGUGCAUUUGAAUGUCAGUGUGCGAUUAAAUCAUAAUCUUGUGUGAAACACGGGUAGUUUGUCUUUGAGCUAAGAUGAUUUUUGUCAUAUUCAGGUAAAAGUCCUUACUCUGUUCAUGCAGUUCAAUCACUGUGUAUGUUUAUACCCUCCUUAAAUAAACCAGCUCUCUCUA
Messenger RNA from Paramisgurnus dabryanus, 4382 nucleotides. The record is from RefSeq and is a predicted model, not a curated record. NCBI's taxonomy places the organism in Eukaryota, Metazoa, Chordata, Actinopteri, Cypriniformes, Cobitidae.